Molecule: messenger RNA, 1858 nt
Organism: Schistosoma turkestanicum
Lineage: Eukaryota; Metazoa; Platyhelminthes; Trematoda; Strigeidida; Schistosomatidae
Source: the annotation of a GenBank genome assembly
GGAAAAUGACCUUAAGUGAAAGCGGGAUUACAACUUAAGCCACGUUUUGGUCCACACGCUUUUUGUUGAGCUCCAAAGAUGGUUGUGUAUCAUGAUCGCAACCUAAUCAUCAAUUACAUUCCGACGUCAAUUACAGAUGCUGAUUUAACCAAUCUGUUUUCAUCUGUUGGUACCAUUAAAACUUGUCGAAUAAUUCGAGACCGAAAUAGCGGAUCCAGCUUUGGGUUUGGGUUCUGUGAGUAUGAAGAUUCUGACUCUGCUCACAAAGCUAUCACGCGCUUCAAUGGUUACCGAAUUGCCGACAAGAUUCUGAAAGUUUCGUUAGCUAAGCUGCAAGGACGGCUUUCUCAAAGCUCAAACUUAUACGUUAAGAAUUUCCCACCUACACUUACCGAAGACGAUCUGACAGCGGAAUUCGGACAUUUUGGUCGUGUGGUUCAGUGUCGUAUAUUGCGUGAUCACGAUACGAAUGUUUCUAAGGGGAGUGCCUACGUACUGUUCGAGAAUCCUGCCGACGCUGAAGUAGCUAAACGUGCUCUAGAUGCUCGUGUCUGGCCUGGAUCUACGGAUAAUCAGAUACUGUCUAUAAAGUUUGCUACUCCACCUUAUCGACAGUCAGUUAAUUUGACAAAAUCCAGAAACAAUUUCAGAAGACCGUUUGUUCAUCAAAAUCUACGAAGUGAUCAGCUAUCUACUCAUUUACCAUCUCAAUCAAAGCCUCCAGUUCCCGAAGUUUACGCACCUUGUCCACAAUUACCACACAUUCCAAACAAUUUAUGUACAGCAUUGACCCAAGGGUCGCUAUUGCAAUCUUCUGCAAUCCAACCACAACUAACACCACAGGGUCUGUUGUGGAGUAAUGAUUAUCCCAAUACUGAAUAUCAGAACUCUGCCUCUGCCCUGAACCUAACUUCUGGUUAUUUAACACCCUACUUUUAUUCACAACAACCUUAUCCAAACCUUUGGCUACCUCUUCAACAGAAUUACCUUAACCAAAUCCCUUUAAAUACUUUAUGUACAAAUCAGUUGGAAAAUUAUGGAAGUUCAGUUCAAGGUUGUCCCAUAAUCACCAACGUUCAAAAUACAUUUUAUCCCACUCCAAGUCAGCAUAAAUCCAAUUUACCUCCCAAGAUAUCUGACGUAAUGUACAAACAGUCAAAUGACUUUUCUCAAUUCGGUCGACCCAAACCCACUAAAAUUGACAAAAAUGAAUCUACCUCUGUAUACAUAUACAAUAUUGGCAACAUGACUGAAGCACAAAUAUUCGUUCUGUUCUCACAGUUUGGACCAGUUUUAAAUGUUUCUAUACCGAAAGAUUACAAAACAAAUUCUUCCAGAAACUUCGGUUUCGUUACGUUUAGUAAUUUUCAAAGUGCGCAAAAUGCCAUAGAUAUAAUGAACGGAUCACUUUUAUCUGGUAGGCGGCUGCAGGUUUCGUUUCGCCAAAGUAAGGGAAAGUGGAUUAAAUUCGGAAAUAUCACUAACGGUAAUACUUUAGAAAAACCUGUUUCAAAAGAGAAAGGGGACAUCCCCGAUUCUGGAUGCCACAGUCCACAGUUGUCAAGUGAGAAAUUAGAUGUUACUAAUGUUUUACCUUCCAACAAUCUCCAAGUUUCAGAGACAAUCGAAAAAUUGGGGAAUCUGAAUCUAUCUAAUGGAAGCAAUACGGCCUCCUCUAAAAUCUAAAAAUCUGUGUAAACUAUACUUCGAAAAGUUAAUUUAUCUAACCAAGUUUGAGUAUUUUUUGUGUGAAAACUGUUACUUCAUUAAUUUCAAUACAUUUUGCACAUAAGUGACUCCUUGUACAUAUAUAUACAAUAUUAAUUUUGCUCAUGAUAAACGUUUGUUAUUACAGUGG